Molecule: messenger RNA, 3405 nt
Organism: Rhincodon typus (whale shark)
Lineage: Eukaryota; Metazoa; Chordata; Chondrichthyes; Orectolobiformes; Rhincodontidae
Gene: znf827
Product: zinc finger protein 827
Exons: 13
Coding region: 322-3405 (1027 amino acids)
Biological process (GO): regulation of gene expression
Cellular component (GO): nucleus
Source: RefSeq, a predicted model, not a curated record
GUUGGAGCAGCAGAGUCUCACACCGCCAACCUCCCUCCCUCUCUCACAUACAGACACACACCGACAGACACUCACUCACCGGGGCCACGACUGGCCGGCCAGGUGCAUCCUGUGUGCAGCACAGUACCCCUCCAGCGCCUGACACUUACACAGAGUGCCGUACACACAUUACAUGUCUCAAACACACACUUUUAAAAAUAUAUUUAUCUGUUGCUGGCGCAUGUGCAUUUGUAGCUGCAAAACACAUAUAAAAGCAUAAAAAAAGGAGAAUGUGAAGAGAAAAUGGUUUAAAAAAAAAAGAGGAGUUGGGGAGGAAGGAAAAUGCCCAGGAGAAAGCAGGAGCAGCCGAAGCGCCUGCCUUAUUCGCAUGGAAAUGAAGAUGAAGCAGGAGGAGAACUGGGCGAAGAGGAGAAUUGGUUUGGCAAUGCCUCUGAAACACCUUCUGAAAUCUCCUAUUUAGAUGUGCAAGAAGACCUUAAUGUGUCUCCUGGAAAUAAACUGCAAGAAGAGGCAACCUCUCCAGAAAGUUCCUUGGGGAGCACAACUCCCUUAAGGAACUCCUCGGAGCUGCUGAUUUCUGAAAAUGAACAGUUCAAAGACACUUUGGAAAAACAAGAUGUAUUGUCACCUGUUCCAUCACCGCUGUUGCAUGAAAUGGGAUCCCAUAUGUUACAUAAACCUAUGAGUAGCAAUUUAAGACGUCUGUUGGAGGCUGGGUCAAUCAAUUCCAAGCCUGAUUUGGUAACUACAGAGAAAGAUGAUUCUGCAGUUGCUGUUGGUUCAGCUUUGCCUUUGUCACCGUCUUCCACUCACGCACUGCAACUAAGUGCUCUUGCUAGGAAGUUAGCUGCUAAGCAGGAGCAAAGUAAUAACUUUAGUCCAAGUAACAACUUUAUGUGGAAUCAGGAUAUUUGGUUGCAAAAUUCAUCAUCUUGUAGCUUAUCACCUGCUUCAGCUACACAGAAACUGAAGGCUGCUGCAAAUGCAGUUCGUCUGGACAAAAGUCUUUCGAGGGAAGAGGAGCCAGUGAGAUUUAGUCCAUACUCAUCGCCUUAUAACCCCAUAGAAAAGCAGUCUGCUAGUUCUGCAUUGGCUGCUCUUUCAAAGAAAGUUAGUGAAAGAAGUUUGUCUUCUGCUCAAGAUCAUAAGCGUCCAGGAAGCACUUUCCUUUCUCUGGCCUCAAUGACCUCAUCAGCUGCUCUACUGAAAGAAGUUGCAGCUAGGGCUGCUGGGAAUAUGUUGGUUGAGCGAAAAAAUCAACUGAUCCCAGGAGAUACCUUGCAGUCUUUGGAAGUGAAACAAGAAAAGCUGAUUCCAUCAGUUCCAGUCGAGAUGUUGUUGCCAACAGCCAAACAGAAAAUGCUAAAGUCUACCAAUAAAGUUUCCGAGGAAGAGGGAGGAAAAUCCUUCCAGUGCCCUAUUUGUGGUUUGGUUAUUAAACGUAAAAGCUACUGGAAACGUCAUAUGGUGAUUCAUACAGGGCUAAAAAGUCACCAAUGUCCACUCUGUCCAUUCCGCUGUGCACGCAAGGAUAAUCUGAAAUCGCACAUGAAGGUUCAUCAGCAUCAGGAUAGAGGUGAAACCUUCCACUGUGAGCUUUGCCCUUUCACCUCAUCUCGUCAUUUCAGUUUAAAACUUCACAUGCGCUGUCAUCAGCACUUUCCCAGAACCGAGGUGAAGGUCAAAGAAGAGAUUACUGAAUCUGAGGUCACAAGGACACUUUCUAAUGAGACUGCUGAUAAGAAGAAAAAGGGAACAGAAUUGCUUGGGAAUACACUGAACAUUCAGGACCAUCUUUUCUAUGAAACAAAAGCAGAAAACUACAAGGUAUCUGCUGUUCCAUUGAAAUCAGUUAAGGAGGAACCCAGUGAUGUGAAUGUCAUCAGUGUGUCAUUAACAGAUAGUCAUGUGUUUGGCAAAAGACCAGAGGCAAUUCAGCAGUGUGCAGCAAAUCCAUCAGAAUCCUCUGACCUUACAGACAAUCAAGAUGCCUUUCCCCUGAGUCAAGACAUUUCUGCAACAGACUUUCUUCUGAAGUUAUCAGCUGCAAACCAAAGGGGGUCUUUAACUCCAAAGUUUAAAGCUAAAGAUGAGCUUAAAGAGAAGUUACCGCCUGAUCCCAUUCUUUCACCGCAGUCUGGUUAUCUAUUUGGCAACAAGUCACCAGUGACACAGGAACCUCCUGAGAAAUCAAAGAAGAUCUCUGAAGUCACUGCUGCUUCAGAAAUGUUCAACCAGGAUAUGUCUUGUAAAGUGGCAUCGGAGCUGCUGUUUAAACUGUCAGCUGAAAAUAAAAAGCAAUCAGGAACACAGAUCGUUACCAUUAAAGAGGAGCCAAUGGAUCUGAAAAUACCUGAACUUCCAGUCUCACCAUUUCCUAAUCGAGUCUUCAAUUGCCAGGCAGUGAAGAGUGAAAGUUCCCAGAAUUCCCCUGAAAUUAUACCCCUCACUGAAAUUAAACUUUUCACUCAAGACAUUUCUGUAAAGAUGGCAUCAGAGCUUCUUUAUCAGCUCUCAGCAAAAGUAAGCAAAGCACAAGAACAAGGAAAAGAUACAUCACAGUUUGGUAGUAACAGCUCUUCUGUUUCUGAAGAUGUAUUUAGACAAUCGCCGUUUACUUCAAAAUUGAGAGAUCCUUUAUCUGACCUCCAUGUGGGACCACCAUCGCAUGAAGCAGGAAAAUUAACUGUCGAGUCAGGGACUAUAACCCCACCGUGGAAGUUUUGUGAGCAGCUUUUUCCCUGUAAAAUAUGUGGGAAGGUUUUUGGCCGGCAGCAGACACUGUCUCGACAUCUUUCUUUGCACACAGAAGAACGAAGAUACAAGUGUCAUUUGUGUCCCUAUGCUGCCAAGUGUCGAGCAAACCUAAACCAGCAUUUGACAAUCCAUUCAGUGAAGUUAGUGAGUGGCGAUUCUGAGGACAUGGCUACUGCUGUAACCUCCAAGAGUGGUAAUCGCAAGAACAGUCCAUAUUACUAUAGCUGCCAUGUUUGUGGAUUUGAGACAGAGGUAAACCUGCAGUUUGUCAGCCACAUGUCAUUACAUGUUGAUAAAGAGCAGUGGAUGUUUUCAUUGUGCUGCGGCACCUGUACCUUUUCUUGCAUGGAUGAAACUGAAAUGAAAACACACGUGGAUGCAGAACAUGCAGGUGAGAAAGUUCCAGUGCUCUCUUGUCUUAGCCCCACCGGUGAAUCCAAGACAGCUCCAACACUUUUCUCAUCAUCAUCUUCGUCCUCAUUAUCUUCAUCUUCAGCACUUUGUGAUUCUGUUACUGAAUCUGAAACCCCAAAUUCUGACUUCACCAAAGAAGAGCAAAUCACUUUCAACUCUCCAAUGGCAUUCAGUGGAUCAUCAUCUACGCCAGCUACUGAGGAGAAACCUGAAAAAGUGUAUGAUUGUAGGUAA